UUCACUCUCAAGCUUCGGAGUCCGGGUGGCUCUGCUGUGCAGGUUCUGAAGGUCCUUAGGGAGCAGCCUGGCUCCUGAGCACCAGGAAAUGGAACUGUUGACAUUCAGGGAUGUGGCCAUUGAUUUCACUGAAGAGGAGUGGGAAUGCCUGCAACCUGCUCAGCAAAAAUUAUAUAGAGAUGUAAUGUUAGAGAACUACAGAAACAUGGUCUUCCUGGGCAUGGCUUCUCAUUAUAUGCAAGAAUUUUCACAAGAACAGGGCAUAAAACAUAUAUUUCAAAAAGUAAUAAAUGGAAAAUAUGGAAAUUAUGAACUUGACUAUUCACAACAAAGAAAAAUAUGGAAAAUUGUAAGUGAGAAUGAACAUCAGAAAUUAUAUUAUCAAAAGUCAGCCCUUAUUCACCACCAUAGAAUUCAUAUUGAAGAAAAGCCCUACAAAUUUAAAGAAUGUGACAAAGCUUUUAAUGAAAAAUCUCACCUUAUUUGCCAUCGGAGAAUUCACACUGGAAAGAAGCCCUACCAAUGUAAAGAAUGCGGCAAAGCAUUCAUUAAAAAAACACACCUUAUUCACCACCAGAAAAUUCAUACUGGAGAGAAGCCCUACAAAUGUACAGAAUGUAGCAAAUCUUUCAUUAAAAAAAUGCACCUUAUUUAUCACAGCAGAAUUCAUACUGGUGAGAAGCUCUACAAAUGUACAGAAUGUGACAAAGCUUUUAGUAAAAAAUCAAGACUUAUUCGCCACCAGCGAAUUCAUACUGGAGAGAAUCCCUACCAAUGCAAAGUAUGUGACAAAGCUUUUAAUCGAAAAAGUAGCCUUAUUCGCCACAGCAGAAUUCAUACUGGAGAGAAGCCCUACAAAUGUAAAGAAUGUGACAAAGCUUUUAAUGACAAAUCAAACCUUACUUACCACAGCAAAAUUCAUACUGGUGAGAAUCCCUACAAAUGUAAAGAAUGUGGCAAAGCUUUUAUUAAAAAAGCAUACCUUAUUCCCCACCUGAGGAUUCAUACUGGAGAGAAGCCCUACAAAUGUACAGAAUGUGACAAAGCUUUUAAUGAAAAAUCAAGCCUUGUUUGCCACAGCAGACUUCAUACUGGAGAGCAGCCCUACAAAUGUACAGAAUGUGACAAAGGUUUUAGCAAAAAAUCAAGCCUUGUUCGCCAUCAGAGAAGUCAUAGUGGAGAGAAGCCCUAUCAAUGCAAAGUAUGUGGCAAAGCUUUUAAUCGAAAAACUAGCCUUAUUUACCACAGCAGAAUUCAUACUGGAGAGAAGCCCUACAAAUGUGAAGAAUGUGACAAAGUUUAUAGUCAAAAAUCAGCCCUUAAUUACCACAGCAGAAUUCAUAUUGGAGAGGCUUACAAAUGCAAAGAAUGUGGCAAAACUUUUAAUCAUCCAUCAAACCUUACUAGACAUCAGAGAAUUCAUAUUGGAGACAAGAUCUACAAAUGAUAACAUUAUGCCAUUUCUUCAAGGGUGGGUCAAAAUUUAUUCCAUACCAGAGUAAUUACAGCAGAGAAAAAUUAUUCAAAUGAAAAAACUGUGACAAUGUAAAAAUGUCUCUAACAGUUGGUCACCCCUUACUCAGCACCUGAGAAAACAUACUAGUAGGAGAGAGUAUGAGUGGAAAAAAUUGUUUUAAAACUCAUAGCCAUUGCUCAGACAUUAUUGAACUUUGGAGAAUUCAUAGUGCUUAGCAAUCUUAAAAAGUUAAAUAAUGUUUCCAAGCCUUUAUUUAAAUUUCAAAUUUAUUGAACAUCUGAAACCUUAUACCUGUAGUGAAGGUUAAACAGCAUUUGUCCAAAAUAUGUGUUGUAUAUAAAGGCAAAAUAUUUACAAUAAAAAACCUUGACAAGUAUAAAAGAAGUAUAGUAAAGUCCUUAUCCAUACCUCAUAACUUGAUAUAUUUGAGAGUCAGUAAAAGAGAAAAUCAUUUAAAUAUAGAAAAUGAGCAACUGGCUUUAACAUUUGCUUAAAAUUUAUUAAUUAUUAUUAGGAGAUAUGGAGAAAUAACAAAAUCAUUGUAAAUAUUAUACAUCCAGAAUGCAAAUAACUCAUCUUUGAAAGGAUACACAUUUCUUAUAAAUCAAAGAUUACUGAAUAUUUGCACUUUUGAAUACUGGAGAAAACAAUUAUAAGAAACAAUUAUAAGAGGCUUUACAUUAAAUUUUAAUGUUUUAAACUUUAUUUCUUGUACUGUGGGUUAAAUUUAAGGAUGCUUAACCACUG
Molecule: messenger RNA, 2224 nt
Organism: Marmota flaviventris (yellow-bellied marmot)
Lineage: Eukaryota; Metazoa; Chordata; Mammalia; Rodentia; Sciuridae
Product: zinc finger protein 420-like
Biological process (GO): regulation of transcription by RNA polymerase II
Molecular function (GO): RNA polymerase II cis-regulatory region sequence-specific DNA binding; DNA-binding transcription factor activity, RNA polymerase II-specific
Source: RefSeq, a predicted model, not a curated record